Molecule: messenger RNA, 795 nt
Organism: Fusarium tjaetaba
Lineage: Eukaryota; Fungi; Ascomycota; Sordariomycetes; Hypocreales; Nectriaceae
Product: ubiquitin-conjugating enzyme E2 J2
Exons: 3
Coding region: 1-795 (264 amino acids)
Source: RefSeq, a predicted model, not a curated record
AUGGCUAGCAAAGGUGCCACCAAGCGUUUGACACGCGAAUACAAAACUAUCUCAGAGAACCCUCCUCCUUACAUUGUCGCUCAUCCAUCCGAGUCUAACAUUCUGGAAUGGCACUACAUCAUUACCGGACCUGAGGACACACCUUACCAUGGCGGCCAGUAUUGGGGAACUCUCAUGUUCCCCCCAAACUAUCCUUUUGCUCCUCCCGCCAUUCGCAUGCACACCCCGUCCGGCCGAUUCCAGCCCUCGUCGCGACUAUGUCUGUCUAUCUCCGAUUUCCACCCGAAGUCAUUCAAUCCCGCAUGGGAAGUCUCAACUAUCCUAAUCGGCCUUCUAUCAUUCAUGACAAGUGAAGAGAUGACGACUGGCUCCGUUUCCAGCACCGCCGCGGAACGACGCUCCCUCGCCGCUCGAUCACGCUGGUGGAACUCGACUGGUAAUGGCACACAUAGCAAGACGGGUCCUGUCCAGAGGGGCAACAUCAAGGCUGGUGAUGGCGGCGCCAAGUUUCGAACAGAGUGGCCAGAGGUGGAUGCAGAGAAUUGGGAGUGGAUGACCAAGAACAAGGUUGACCCUGUCAGUGGCACACGAUUAGACGCUGAUAACAGCGGAUCCUGUCGACCUCAGCUUGGUAUUUCAGGGACUAGCGGUCAUCAAACACAAGCAGUUGUUGAUGUGGUCAACCAACAAAGAGAUGCCAGCACAGGAUGGAUCUAUCGCAACAAACUUCUUGUCGCUGGUGCGGCUUUCUUCCUCUACGUCCUUGUCGCCAGACUGGUUAGCGGAGAGGAGUGA